GAAGUUGCAGUGCUAGGUGCUCGUGAACCAGAGUCGUCAACAAACAAAUUUACACUCCUCCCCACCCCCCACGUUGAAGUCGGUUUCCGUUUCCACGUAGCAACAGAGACGCUUAAUGCAAGCAAAUAGCUAGCUACUGUUCAAGAGCACAUAAAGAUGGCAGAGGUAGAGGAGACACUGAAGAGAAUUCAGACGCACAAAGGUGUUAUUGGCAUAAUAGUUGCGAAUGCAGAAGGAAUACCAAUCAGAACCACUCUAGACAAUUCUACCACUGUGCAGUAUGCAGGGCUGUUGCACCAGCUCACAAUGAAGGCCAGAAGCACUGUCAGAGACAUUGACCCCCAGAAUGACCUGACCUUUUUGCGCAUCAGAUCAAAGAAGCAUGAGAUAAUGGUGGCACCAGAAAAAGAAUACCUGUUAAUUGUCAUCCAGAAUCCUAGUGAAUAGUUGCCUCCCUCAGCAGACACCCAACAGGGACCAGUGCUCCGAUGUAGCACACACCACAUCGUAAUAACUUAUGCAUUACUUGACCACAGCAACCAUCCCACUGAAUGAAUGGUGCACUCUCUGCUUCACUGUCACUUUGCAUAGCAACCACCAUGUUUUCAGCCAACUACUCGUUCCUCUUUCUCUAAACUCUGCCUUACUUAUGUAUUGUCUCCUGGAUUAUACUGUUUUGUGUGGCCUCUGAAGAGUGAAAAUAAAAAAUAUAUAUACUACAAAGAUAAAUAAUGAAAGAAUUGUCACUUGAGAAUGGCUUUCAAAGGCUUGGCUCUGGUCUGUUGAUCUUCACUAGGCUUCAUUUUUUUUUGUUUUAUGAUCCUUGUCUGAAAAUGGUUGUGCUGAUGCUCUGAUGUAGAAGUCUGGGAAAAUGAAAACUUUAGACAAAGUAAAAGAUGGAAUUAAGGUUAUGAAUACUGUUUUUAAUGCUUUCUUUAUAUUUGACUGAUGUAUUAAAGAUAAUUUUCUAUCCCUCUAAUAAUAUUAAUUUAAUUAUCUUCAUUCUGGUAAAUCAUUUAAUAAUAAACUUAACUAAAAAUGUAUUCAUUUUAUAUGUUGUAGUUCAUUACAUCCUGAUUUGACUACAAAAUUAAAAUUUGUUAUUAAAUAUUGUACAAAUUGAAAUAUAUACCUGAUUAUCUGUAAAAUUCUGUUAAAAUAAACAGGCAUAUAAUAUUGUGUAAAAAGAACACCCUUGAGGCCAUACAUUUUAAAAAUCAAAGCAGCUAGUAUUUGUGAAAUGAUCUGACGGUACACCAAGCUGUUACCAUCAAGCUAUAUCUCCUGUACUGUCAAUGCCCCGAGGUAUUAAUUUGGCUGCCAAUGUUUUGCUGUACUAUCCCCUGAUAGUCUACUAGCUUCAUUUAGUGAAGACAU
Molecule: messenger RNA, 1377 nt
Organism: Anguilla rostrata (American eel)
Lineage: Eukaryota; Metazoa; Chordata; Actinopteri; Anguilliformes; Anguillidae
Product: dynein light chain roadblock-type 2
Exons: 4
Coding region: 157-447 (96 amino acids)
Biological process (GO): microtubule-based movement
Cellular component (GO): cytoplasmic dynein complex; centrosome; cytoplasm
Molecular function (GO): dynein intermediate chain binding
Source: RefSeq, a predicted model, not a curated record